UGCCCGCGCCGGGCCCCCGCGCUGCCCCACGCCGCGCCGCCCCGGCGCCGGGCGGCAGGAUGGGCUGUAUCCAAAGCAUCACCUGCAAGGCGCGGAUCCGGCGCGAGAACAUCGUGGUGUACGAUGUGUGCGCCACCAUCGACCAGUGCCCCACGCGCAUCGAGGAGACCUCGCCCAUCGUCCUGCGCUACAAGACCCCUUACUUCAAAGCCUCGGCCCGCGUGGUCAUGCCCCCCAUCCCCCGCCACGAGACCUGGGUGGUGGGCUGGAUCCAGGCGUGCAACCAGAUGGAGUUCUUCAACACCUACAGCGACCUGGGCAUGUCCAGCUGGGAACUGCCUGACUUGAGGGAAGGGAGAGUGAAAGCCAUCAGUGACUCGGAUGGGGUGAGCUACCCCUGGUACGGGAACACCACAGAGACUGUGACCCUGGUUGGCCCCACCAACAAGAUCUCCAGGUUCUCCGUCAGCAUGAAUGAUAACUUCUACCCCAGCGUGACAUGGGCAGUGCCCGUGAGUGACAGCAACGUGCCACUUCUCACAAGAAUCAAGAGGGACCAAAGUUUUACCACCUGGCUGGUGGCCAUGAAUGCCACCACGAAGGAGAAGAUCAUUCUGCAGACCAUCAAGUGGAGGAUGAGAGUGGACAUUGAAGUAGACCCUCUUCAGCUGUUGGGUCAGCGAGCCCGGCUAGUGGGCAGGACUCAGCAGGAGCAGCCCCGGAUUCUGAGCCGGAUGGAACCCAUCCCCCCUAACGCACUAGUGAAGCCCAAUGCCAACGAUGCCCAGGUCCUCAUGUGGAGGCCCAAGCGGGGGCCGCCUCUGGUUGUGAUACCUCCUAAAUAGAAGCAGACUGCCCAACUGUGUGUGGAACACAUGCCACUGAGGCACACAGUGGGGUUGCCAGGGAGGGGGCAGGAGCCAAACUGAGUUUCUGAGCCAAAGCAGACCUCUUGGUUUGCCAGCCUCUGCAGCUACUUGUGAAGAGUACAGCUGCUCCUUGGGUGGGAGAACCAUAACCCUUAGGAAAAAGCCCCUUCCUCUUAGGAAUAAAGAAAUCACUGAUUUGACAGA
Molecule: messenger RNA, 1073 nt
Organism: Peromyscus californicus insignis
Lineage: Eukaryota; Metazoa; Chordata; Mammalia; Rodentia; Cricetidae
Gene: Fam78b
Product: family with sequence similarity 78 member B
Exons: 2
Coding region: 60-845 (261 amino acids)
Source: RefSeq, a predicted model, not a curated record